Molecule: messenger RNA, 1506 nt
Organism: Pelagomonas calceolata
Lineage: Eukaryota; Pelagophyceae; Pelagomonadales; Pelagomonadaceae
Source: the annotation of a GenBank genome assembly
CCCGUGCCGCCGGCCGUCGCGCCCGUCGCGCCGCCUCCUAGGGUCCCGCGCGCGAUGAGCGAGCAGCGCGACCGGUCCUCGGACUUCGAGCCGCUGCGUUUUUUGGGGAAAGGGACGUUCGGCGCCGUGGUCUUAGUGAGGAGGCGGUCUAGGCUGGACGCGCCGGGCGAAGGGAGGAGGUACGCCAUGAAAGUGCUGCUCAAAAGGAAGCUCGGCGAGAAGAGUCGGAGGGAGAUGGCCAUGGUCGAGCGCGAGAUCCUGCGGACCGUGCGGCACCCGUUUUUGGUGUCGUUGGCUUGUUCCUUCCAGUCCAAAACGAGAUUGUAUUUGGUGACUCCGUAUUUCUGUGGAGGGGAUUUAGAUGCCCGCUUGAAAGAAAGGAAGACAUUAGUUGCCGGCGAAGCGCGAGCACACAUCGCGCGACUCUCGCUCGCCGUGGACUUCCUCCAUCGAUCCGGCGUGAUUCAUAGAGAUAUCAAGGGCGCCAAUGUUUUAUUAGAUGCGGGCGGCCGCGCGCACCUGGCAGAUUUCGGCCUGGCCGCCUACUGCGACGACGCUUCUAGAGGUAGGAAGCUCUCCUUCGCCGGCACGCUGGACUACAUGGCUCCUGAAUUAUUCUUGAAAUCCGUGCGGACGUACGAUGGUUCUGUAGACUACUGGUCGCUUGGUGUUUUAGCGUAUCAAUGCCUCGUUGGCGUGACACCGUUUCAUGGGAAGACCGCUCGAGAAUUGUUUACAAAUAUCUUGAAGAGCGAGCCGGACAUGGAACCUGUGCUAGAAGAUGCAAGAGACGGCGUGCGAGCUCUACUGGCAAAGAACCCGCAAGAGCGAGACAGACUGCAUAGCAUGAGAAGGCGGCCCUUCUUCGGCGAGGCGAUCCAGGUCUGGCGCCGCGUGGCCGACGCCGACGACCCCCUGGCCCAGUCGACGAUUCCUGAUCCGAGUACGCCCGAGGCGGCCAUUCCCGAUAAGGACUUCGACCGAUAUUUCUCGCACGACGGCGAGCGGCAGCCAGAUCUGCGGGCGGACUUAUUUGCGGGCUAUGCGUACCGAGCACCCGAUCAAAGAGGAGAUGCGACGUCGCCGAUGAUCCUGCGACCGCCGCCGCGGCGGAAGCACCCCUUACUAGACCAGGCGUCGAUGACCUCGGAUGGCUCGUCCAUGGUGAGCGUGACCGUGUCGCGCGACUCGCGCGACUCUCUGAGCCUGUCCGCUUCUGGUUCCGGUGUUUCCAGUCGCAGCGGCUCGAACUCGCUGUCGUCGUCCGCCUCGGACCGGUCAGUGAAAAGGGGCCACCGGCGAACGACCAGUAGAGCCAUGGGCUCGAUCAUCGCCAUGUCGCGAACCCUCUCUCAAACCUCUCUCAAAAUAAAAAACGCCGCGAAGGCCGCGAAGAAGACGAUGAGCGUCCGCCGCAGCCGGGACAAGUCGCCGGCGCCGCUGUGAUACCGCCCCGACUACUAUGGUCGGGGUGGGGAUGAAUAAAGACCCCCCUUGUGUUGAAUU